Molecule: messenger RNA, 5390 nt
Organism: Ostrea edulis (European flat oyster)
Lineage: Eukaryota; Metazoa; Mollusca; Bivalvia; Ostreida; Ostreidae
Product: polypeptide N-acetylgalactosaminyltransferase 5-like
Exons: 14
Coding region: 604-2532 (642 amino acids)
Cellular component (GO): Golgi apparatus
Source: RefSeq, a predicted model, not a curated record
AAAUCUCAGUCUGUAACCUAAAGGUGGGUAUUGAUGAGAGCACCAAUUCAUCCGUGAACAAUUGUUGUUAUCAUCAGAUCUGUGAAUUGAAAGUACAGGUACAUGUGAUAUAUAGCCCUAGGAGUAUCUGUACUGGAUCUCACAAUUACACACAGUCAUGUGAACUCCGAGGUGCCACAUCUGAACAUGGGUCCGAGGGGUCAGCUGCAUGUAUAAGUACUGAAGAGAUGGAUUAUAACUCAGUUCUGCAUCUCUUCAUGGAAUUUUUUCAAACAUCAUUGAGUGAACGUUUAUGUUGACAUGUGUGAGUGAGGUUUGAGUGCUGACCAAGUGGGCAGAAGUGCACGACAGGGACUUGUUAAGGUGUAUUCCAUCAAAGUCUUUACGGCUUCAGAAGUCCUCUGUUCUUCGGAAGUGCUGAGGAUAUUUUUGCUGUUUAAAUCAGGAGGGAAUGAUAUUGAGAUCUGUACCGAGGAUUAUAGGAGUCUGACUGCAUGGUUUCUUUAUUCAUCAGAUCAGACCAGCAAAUUCUAUGACAGUUUAUGAUGUCUUGACAGCAACACAAGGGGCAUAACUCCUGAUCCAGCAGGAACACUUUAUACCAUGGCCAGCUUCUUCCGCCGAAAACGAGGUCUCAUUUUUAAAUUCAUUGUUGGAAUUCCAGCUUUAUGGUUUUUGAUUGUGAUAUUUACGACAUAUCAAGGGAAACUAAGUGAUAGUGACGAUGAAAAACGCCAAGAGCGUGAAAUAAUCCACAGAGAAAGAGACAUCGUACCUCCGCAAAAUAAUCAUAUACACUUAGGUGAUAGUGAUAAAUUAAACCAUGAUAGAAAAAUUCAUGCAGAGGAAAGGCAGGACCUAGACCAGAAAAUUCAGGCAGAUAAACGUGAGAGUGAGCACCGGCGUGCGGAGAAGGUGCAGGCACCUGUUGUAGAGGAGAAGAACGAUGAUACACUGAGGUAUAGAAAGAAGGAACCCUUGCCAGAGAGACCGUAUGUGGACCCUAAUGCACCAGGUGAGGCUGGGAAAGCAGUAGUUAUAGACAAGGACAAACUGUCUCCCGAUGAGAAGAAAAAGUUUGAUGAUGGCUGGCAGAGGAACGCAUUUAACCAGUACGCCAGUGACAUGAUCUCACUUCAUCGUACUCUACCAGACGUCCGAGAUCCCGAAUGUAAGGAUCUAAAGUACAAGGACAAUCUGCCUGACACCAGCGUGGUGGUUUGUUUCCACAAUGAAGCCUGGACUGUUCUGUUACGUACCGUACACAGUAUCAUCGACAGAUCUCCGCCUCACCUACUGAAGGAAAUCAUUCUAGUGGACGAUUUCUCCGAUAUGGAUCACCUGAAACAACCACUGCAAGACUACGUUGCCAAACUGAGGAACGUCAAAGUUGUGAGAACAAAGAAACGCGAGGGGCUGAUCCGGGCGCGUCUCCUUGGUUACUCGGUGGCAACAGGAGAAGUGCUGACCUAUCUGGACUCGCACUGUGAAUGUGCUGAAGGUUGGCUUGAACCUCUCCUAGAUCGUAUUGCUGAAAACAAAUCCAUUGUUGUUUGCCCUGUAAUAGAUGUGAUAGAGGAUGACUCCUUCAAAUAUCAGUAUGGGAAUGCCAGGGCCACAAGUAUUGGGGGUUUUGAUUGGAACAUGCAGUUUAACUGGCAUGCGAUCCCUGAUUACGAACGCAAACGCAGAGAUAACAAGGAUUAUCUACCCGUCAGGUCGCCCACCAUGGCCGGAGGAUUAUUCUCCAUUAGCAGGGAAUACUUCACGGAACUUGGGACCUAUGACCCGGGCAUGGAUAUCUGGGGAGGAGAAAACCUGGAACUCUCUUUUAGAGUGUGGAUGUGUGGUGGUACGCUGGAAAUCAUCCCCUGUUCACAUGUUGGUCACAUCUUCAGAAAGAGAAGUCCUUACAAAUGGAGAACAGGAGUCAAUGUGGUCAAGAAAAACUCCAUCCGAUUGGCUGAAGUUUGGAUGGACGAGUACAAAAACUACUAUUACGAGAGAUUCAACUACGAUCUGGGAGAUUAUGGAGAUGUUACGGACAGAAAGAAACUUCGAGAACGUUUGCAAUGCCAUAGCUUUGAUUGGUUCGUCAAAAAUAUAUAUCCUGACCUUUUUGUACCAGGAGAAGCCAUGGCAUCAGGGGAGGUUCGCAGCAAAGCCAAGCCAAUGUGUAUCGACAGUGCAGUAGACAACCAUAAUUACCACAAACCAGUUAAUAUGUGGCCUUGUCACAACCAGGGAGGCAAUCAGUACUGGAUGUUGAGUAAGAAUGGAGAGAUUCGUCGCGAUGACGGGUGUCUGGAUUACUCUGGAGGGGAAAGUGUCAUUGUUUAUCCGUGUCACGGCCAAAAGGGCAACCAGGAGUGGCAGUAUAGAGAGGAUAAUUCCAUUUAUCAUGCAAACACACAGAAAUGUAUGGAGGUCAGUGUAGAUGGACAGAAACUGACCAUGAAAACGUGUACAGGAGUCGACAGGCAGAUCUGGACUUGGAAGAGGAAGUCGCCCAGUGGUAUAAUUAGAAACUAGGGGCAGAUAAUUCCUAUGGAAAAGGCACCCUCUGAGUGGAGAGUUAACAUAGUCACUUGCCUAAGUAAUGGGAGACAAAUGCCAAAUUUUAAUUCACUCUACAGCAUACUGCUUAAAUCCUUGUGUGAUAAACUUAAUGUUAUAAAAAAUAUUUUUCUAUGCAAACAGUAUUUUUCUAUGUCGAGGUGUCUAUGGUUUGUUUUUGUCACUGUGCUAGAUCUGUGAUCUGUAAGAACUUAGGAAAUCUUUUGUGUCGCCAUGUCAUUGUAUAAAAGUUACAGAAAUGUUUUCCAUAUUAGGUGUCUUUUACACGUACUUAUAAAAAAAAAAUUAAAUUCUUUUUCCCCCCCGAGUCUAAUUAUCUAUUCAUUCAUAUGAUGCAAGCAAGGGCUUAAUUUGUAUGAUAACUGCGAUGUGUACUUUAGAUUUAAUACCAAUGUUUUGAUUAUAUAACUUUGGUAGAGAAAAUACCCUCAAUACAUAAGACUUAAUAAUCUGUAACUCUGAGAAAAAAAAUUUUUUUAAAUGUGUUGUUUAUUACUAUGUGAAUGAUACGCAUUAAUGUUCUUGUUGAGGAUAAGAAUGGCCGGUCAUCUUCUGUUAUGAUGAAAUGAGGAUUGUUUGUGAUUGUUAUACAAGUUAAGUUUGCGGUGUACACAAAAUUCAGCUUUAAUGUUGUCAAACCAAGUGGAUAUAAAUUGGUGCUAAAUUUAGAUUGUUCACGUUUUAUAAUUGCUAUGUAUGAUUUCAAAACAUUCCUUUUGGCCUAUAUUGUUGCUCAGAGUUUAAUGCAUACUAAGUAUGCUUCAUGUAUUUAGAUUGUGCAUUUUGUUAUGAUGUCAAACUUUUUUCUUGAUCAGAAAAAAAAAAGAUGAAGAAAAAAUAUUGAGGGGUUGUUGAACAGUAAAUAUAAGCUUUCAAAAGUAUGAGACUAUUUUAUGUGUAGCUUUCAGGUUUUUAUUCUGUCUUUUGACAUGUUUCAGUAUUUAAAUUUCUUCUUGUAUUCAAUAUUUUCUUUUUUCAUCUUUUUGUUAUAUAUACCGGUAUUUCAAGGGACACAACUAUUACAAAAUUUGAUGUUUUUUUUUAUUAAGAUAAUUUUUCAGUAGAGUAUUUUUUUAACAUUUGAAUUCAUGUAGUUCCCACCCCAUUUCAAAAAUAGUUUUCAAGGUACAUGUUUUACAUAGACUAUUACAUGUAUAUAUAUUGGCCAUUUAGAAUUACGUAUUACUUAGUCAGCCAUUUUGUAAUAACUCGUUUUCUCCUGCAGCAUCAUGAAUUAUAAAAAAUCAAUAGAUCUCCUUCAGUUAUCCCACAGUUUUAUAAAUGUGACAGUAUUACACAAAUAUCAUUAACAUAGAAGAUUGUCUCCCAUGCAUUCCAGAUGUCAGAAUUCAACGCUUCGAUCCUGUUUUACAUGUUUCUGAAUCACCUUUAUGUUUGUUUCCAUAUGCUGUUAUUCUUUGGUCAUUUUAUUAGUGUUCCAUGUUUUUGUAUAUAUACACGUGUUUGUAGACUUUUUGAUUAAUCAGUGACUAUGAAAUCCAGUACUUUGUGUAAUGAUAUGAAAUGUGUGUAUAGUUAGAAUGUUACAUGACAUUGCUUAGUCGGGCGAUGCCUCUCUCUCGCACCCUGUUAGUCAUUAUAAAACAUUCUUCUAUCUAUGACAAGGAGUUCAAUUUAUAGGCAUUUGAAGGCAACCUGGGUGAUAUUUAUUUCUUCAAUCUUAACAGUGAUAUUACAAUUCUAUGUGGGUGUUUGUUUGGGGUUUUUUUUGUUGAGUGUUGAUAGUUCAGUUUAACAGCACGCGAUGACACAGUGAUUUCAGCAGUUCAGUUUAACAGCAUGCGAUGACACAUUCACUGAUUUCAACCAAUAAAUCUUUCUCUGUAAGGUUAAUAUUCUCUGUUUCUAAGUUUUAUAUUUUCUUAAAAAGAUUUCUAAAUGCAUUUAUUCAAAAAACUUGAAAGAGAUUGGGUACUACACGUGUAUUUAUAAAUAGAUUUGGGUUGAUUAAUUAACAUCUUUCAGAAAAUUUGGUUUUCCAAACGAAUUGGUAGACUAAGUGCUUCUCUUGCCUUUUGAAGUCGCCGUUCAGUUUUAAAGUUUGUUCUUCAUGUUCUUUCUGGAUUUAAAUUGGGGGAAGGAGAUAUGUGCCCUUGAAUGCACAGUUGUUCAGUAAUGACAAUCAGUGGGAAGGGGGAGGGGGGGGGGUUCUAUCUUAAAUUGACUUCAAAUAUAACCCCAAAAAAAUCGCAUUUCUCUUUCAAUCAACUUCUAAAGUACAUUACUUUGAUGUGCAUUUCAUGUAUAUUAAUUAUGUAUAUUAAUUAGUUGUUGCUGUUGGUAAAGUAACUGUGAUUCUCCGAUUGGGCGAGUCGGUAUUUUGAAUCUAUGUCUCUGGAAUCUACAACUAUGAGUUUGAUUUCAUCACAAUAUAUAUAGAUUUAAGGUGAAUUAUGUAUUUUUCAAGUUCUUCAUUUACAUUUUGCUCUAUGGUUGACCAGCAUAAAUGGUAAUUCAAUGGUGUUCUCUCUAGCUUUAAGGUACUGCAACAAAAUGAUCGAUUGUGUAUCUUUCCAAUGUUGUAAUGUGACUAUGUACAGAUUUAAUUAUAAUUGCAAAAUAAUAAUUAAUUUUGUGUGCAGUACAAAAGGUAUAAAGCUAUUGUUUGGUCUAGCAUUCAAUGCUUUGUAAUUAUAGUAAGCAAUGUUUCCUAUUUAAGUCUUAAUUAAUGUUUUCAUAAUAUGGUACAGUGUACUUAUAUAAUUAUAUUAUAUAUACUGGUGGUGUAUGACUGGGAAGUGAGGGCUGGUAACCAGCUUAGUGUGCCUUAAUUAAAAAAAAAUUCUAAACUU